Messenger RNA from Hyaloscypha bicolor E, 2025 nucleotides. RefSeq lists its product as uncharacterized. NCBI's taxonomy places the organism in Eukaryota, Fungi, Ascomycota, Leotiomycetes, Helotiales, Hyaloscyphaceae. The record is from RefSeq and is a predicted model, not a curated record. Bases 384 to 1904 code for a protein of 506 amino acids. The transcript is spliced from 2 exons.
CAAUCCGCCUCGACGACAUUGCUCCAGCACAACGUUCUGAUUUACCUACCAGCGUUGCGUGCCGCACGGUUGGGACAUCCUUGCUACAACCUUCCGUCUCUCGAGCUUCCAGAACAUCACAAAGCCUGUGCGACCACGCGACAGUUGAGACUGAGGCUCGAAGAUCGACUAGACUCGACUCGAGAUCUGACAUGCCACGGCCCAUGCCCCGCAUCAUUCGAAACUGCAUUCUCCCGUCGUCUAGAAAAUCGCGAAAGGAAUGCGCCCCCGAAUUGAUCAAUCUCGAAAGAUAGAAAAGCCACUGCGAACCCCGUCCACUCCUCGCUCGUCCCCUCGGUGGAGGUAGACGGGCGCGGCGGUCGGUCCAGUCCAAGUCGGACACCAUGUCGAUUUACUCCGAUCCCCCACCAGCGCGAACCUUCCACGCCGACAAAGCGACUCUGCUCGUGUGCUGGUGGUGCACAAUCUUCGCGGCGGUGAUAAUAUUGUUCCGGGUCUGUGGGAGGUACAUACGGUCAGAGAAGUUAUUCAGGGAAGACUGGCUAGCUUUUGGGUGCAUGAUCCCGCUUUUCUGUCGCAUGGCAUGCGUCCAUGUCAUUUUGCUCUACGGGACGAACAAUGCCAUCACGACGGGGCUCACGGACGAGGAGAUCUGGCACCGGUCGAUUGGUAGUAGAUUGGUUUUAGUUUCCCGCAUUUUCUAUGCCGCAACGCUAUGGAUGCUCAAACUCACCAUCAGCGAAUUUUUCAAACGAUUGACGCUUAAUAUAUGGACAAGAUCACACGAGGUGAUGCUGCAGGGCAUCAGGUGGUUUCUGGCUGCUACAUUCAUUGCAGUAGUGAUUGCGGACCUGGCUGAAUGCCAACCCUUCACGCACUACUGGCAAGUAGUCCCCGAUCCGGGAGCAAAAUGUCGACAAGGCUACGCCCAGCUCCUCACAAUGGGGACCUGCAACGUUAUAACCGACCUCCUCUUGGUCGUUUUCCCGAUCCCAAUCAUCAUCCGCUCAAAGAUGGGAGCAAAAAGGAAGAUCCAACUCGUACUCCUCUUCGCCGGCUCCCUCCUCCCCGCCGGAACAACCUUGUACAGACUCCCAAAUAUAAUCGACCGUCACGGAAGUCAGCAAUACCGCUCCCUCCUUGCCUCGAUCGAGAUCCUCUUUGCCACAGCCGUGGCCAACGCCUUGGUCCUCGGCUCUUUCGUGCGAGAUCGAGGCGUGAAGAAACAGAGGUGGAAAUUUGGGUCCAUGACCGAUAGCAUUGACCGCACGACCUCGCGAAGAGGCACCGCGAUCCGGCACUGGGGAAGCGACGAAGAUCUCGUGAGGGGUCUAGGACUGGGCGUGGAUCCAGAGCUGAGGGAGUCGGAGCCUACUCCAAGACCGGCACCUAUGGCGACUGCCGGCAAUGUGCCAGUUAAGGCGCAUAGGGUUACGGGGAUGGGGAUUGGCAAGGAUUGGCAAUUUCCAGGGGAAAGGAGCGAUACGAGUGAUGAUCUCGAUGUGAUGAAGAUCGAGACACACAGCCCUGGGGAUGUAUCAUCGAUCAACACUCCGAGGAAAGUCUCGUUCUUUGAUGUGGGUGGGUUACUAGAGGAGGACCAGCCGAGGAGAGUCAGCUCCACGAGGACGACGGAUACGGAUGGCGGGUCAAGCUUUGGCCCUCUGUAUGGGAGCCAAUACGGUGAACAAGGUCUAUCUCCAGCUCCGCCGAGAAGAGGGAGUUCGGCCCUGCUCCAAGAUGUUGGAGGAUUGCUGGGACCCAGGAGAGAGCGCAUUCAGCCCUCACGAGGAAUCGAGUUACAGACUAUCCAGCAAGAGCAGUCUGAGCCUUCCUCUUCGCAUAAUUUAAUACGGCAGCAGACGACUCACUCGUUACAAGACGUCGGCGGUCUUCUACGAUAAUCCGAAAGAAAUGAUGGGAAAGGUGAGGGAUGAUGAUACAUCUGUGUAUAAUUUACGCCAUUGCUAUUUGGAUUUAGCGGUAUGAGGCAUGACUGGGCGAGGAGUUUGGAGUCGAUCACCA